AGAAAAUAUCGACCUCGAUAAGCUUAGCAACCAACUUGGACGUUCUCAUUGAAAUACCCACACUCCUACAACAGCUUCACAUCAGUGAAUAGGUAUACAUACAUGUAUUAUCCACACAGGUGACUGACUGCUAGUUAUAAACGGUCGCCGUAGCAUAAUUGCACCUGCAGAUUUGGUCCGUGAUAUGAUUCGAACUCAAAAUGUUCGACGAGGAAGAAGCGGAGUGUCCACUUUGUAUGGAACCUUUGGAUGAAACCGACAAAGGGUUCUUCCCAUGUGCAUGUGGUUAUCAAAUAUGCGGCUUCUGCUGGCAUAAACUACGGAAUGAAGGCAAUGGGCUUUGUCCCGCUUGUCGCACACCGUUUGAAGAUCGGCCGGCCGAGUUUGCACACGUGGAUGCUGACAGUGCACGCGCGAAAGAGAAGCAAAGGAAGGCACACGAGCGGAAGCCCCGGGACAAUGACCACCGUAAAAACUUAGCCAAUGUGCGCGUGGUCCAACCUAAUCUGGUCUACGUCAUAGGGCUGUCACCCCGCCUAGCAGACGAGUCUGUGAUACGCAAGAAUGAUUAUUUCGGUCAAUAUGGAAAAAUUAUGAAGGUCGUUGUGAAUAAAGGAUCCUUAUACAAUGGCUCGCAUGGGCCCAGUGCAAGUGCGUACAUCACCUAUCAGCGAAAAGAGGAUGCCCAAGACGUGAUUCGGGCUGUGGAUGGUUUGAUGGUUGACAACAGAGUCGUACGGGCAUCAUUCGGAACUACGAAAUACUGCUCGUAUUUCUUGAAGCAUGUUGCGUGUCCAAAUCCCGAUUGCAUGUAUCUACACGAAGUGGGAGAGACGGUGGACAGUUUUACCAAAGAAGAAAUGAAGGGAUUUCCGCAGCGAUCAGAUUAUGAUCACAGCCGAUCUCCCAGUCCUACUCGUGUUGCUACUCCGGUGCAGAACGGUGCUGUAAUGAAGAAAGUUGUCUCUACGAAGCCAAGGAAUCCCAAUGCGUCUGCGUUACCCGCUAAUGCAUCCUGGGCCAAGAAACCAGCGGCUGGUGCUCACAUAAGUCUUAUGCCUGCGCCCGCGCUGAGCUUGAUGAAAGAAAUUGCUCAUCCGAGUGAUGAUUACGUCACACCUCCCCAUGGUAACAGUGUUCGGAAGGCAACUACACAAUGGCCGGGGGCGAGUAAAGACGCCACAUGGAACCAGGGCGAUACGGGAAGUGCUGCGAGUACACCCGUCACUACCCAACAGCCCACCCCAGUGCACAUGAACAAGAAGUCGCCUAGGAUAUCCAAGAACGCAAAGCAGGUUUCUGCAAUUAGUCCGCCCGCUAGCGGAGCGCAGGCACCAAGUACACCCCCACAAUCAGUCGAGGAUCCUAUACCCGACAACUGGGAUGAGAGAGAUGGCGACAAUCCCCACAGUACCAACGGACCCGCCACUGUCAGCACUGAUGCGAACGCGAGUGGCCCAGGGACUAAAGCGACUGAAGUCAAGGCAACCAACAAGACAACCAGCAGUACAGGCCGCAAAGCUGCCGCCACGUCCAAGGCUCGCCCAGCUUCGCCAGUGUCUGUACCAACGUCACCCGCGGUGGCUCUGGCUGAGGUUCCCAGUGUAUCGAAUACCACCUCGGUAUCAACAACACAAUCGAUAGAUACGCGCACGGCGACAAAGCCCGAUAGGGACGAACCAGCGACAUCGGAGAAACUAAAAUCAUCUGCAGCCGGAAAGAAUAAAGCUGAAACCACGACCACUCCUGUGAAGACUGAGAAAAAUACGAAUGUCAGCAACAGCCAACCCGCUUCUGCGGUGGAAACUGGGGAAAGUGACGUUCAAAGGAAAGCACCGUUGGUUGGAUCUGCCAGUGAGACGGCACCUCCUGGACUGUUCACGGCUGAACAUGCUGAGCUCAAGCACACAUACUCUGCACUGCCCGGUAUCUCAAAUAAUAACUCGUCCAUGUUUUCGCACUCGGGCGUCGGUCCUAUUAUCGGACGCGGGCCACCUGGUUUAGUGCGGAUGCCUGGGGCACCCGAUGCAGAUAGCGAAGCGAGUGAUGCUGGCACUACAAGCCAUCGCCCAGGAGAUAUUGGUAGCGCCCCAGGCAGUUUGAGUUCGACAUCGAUAGGCGGAGGCGGAUCGAGGUUUGCAUUCGGUAAUCGCGACGAAGACGAAGGGGGCGAAUUUGCGUCGUCGUUCUUCAGUUCGAUGUCCUUGAGUGAUCCUAAGAAAGGCACUUCGGCGUUUGGAUUGCCUCCGCGUGGCCUUGGUGCUCCCCCGGGAUUGGGUGAUAUGCGAGACGAGACCGCCACAAGCUUUGGCAGUUUGACGGAAUUCGGUCUAGAUCACGAGGCUUCUCGUCCAAAGAACCAAAGUAGCUUAACGGGCCCUGUAGCCAGUGCUAGUGAUCUCGCUGAAAGCAAAUUCGCCGGUGCAAACUGGGAUGACGAUAAGCGAAUGACACCCUCGGGAUUAGGAGCGGAUGCGUUGCGCUUUCCCUCGGGUCUUGGUGAGAGAAGCAGUGGUGGCAGUGGGGUUUCGGCGCCACCUGGAUUAGCUUUGGGUGGUGAGUCGGAAAUGAGUGCUCUUGGGGCAACUACGCCUGAAAAUGGAAGUCAGGCACACGGCACGGGUAAUGCCCGGCAAUGGCAGGAUAACCUGCGUUCACUGUUCCCGGGGGUCAACAUCUCGUUCUCCGUCGGCAAUCCGGAACAAAGCGCACAACAAACACAGAGAGGAGGCUUAUCCAGCGAUCCGAUUGACCAACCACAACCGCUGGAAAUAGGAACACCGCAUCUGCGAGGCCAGUCCAUGUGGGACAACGGAUUCGAUGGUCCUGGCCAGAGCUCGUUACCCAACACGCAGCAUAGCUUAAACAGUUCUACAUGGGGCAUGAGCGAUUCGCCUUAUUCCUCCCUCCUACACAAUAACCGAGGCGAGCUGCACCAAUCCUUCCUGUCCACACAGGACUCCCACUUUGACAUACGAGGAAGUUCCGGUACGACGUCGAGUCUGCCACCACCACCGCCGAGCUCGAGCCGAGGAUUUGACCAGCCGCCCACUUCCGGUUUGCCGCGCCAAGGGCACGCACAGCAUAUACAACAACGCCAACCUCAAACAAGUUACGGAAACAGGCCAACACAGCCUGGUAGUAUUAGUCAGCACUCACAGUCACAACAACAGGCGCCCCCGCCCCCACCCCCACCCCCACCCCCGCCGCCCGGGCUUCAGCACGCUAUCCCAUCCAGGCAAAUACAGAACAACGACGAGCAGAUAAGCCGCAUGUACGAUCACAACUACUCUCCCGGUGGUAUAAACUCCAAUACGCAUAGAAGCAAUAAUAACAUUGGAUUCAAUAACUCCGGAAGUUUCCAUCCGCCUCCUCCCGGUGUGUCAAUGAUGCAAGAUAGCCAGGGGCUCAAUAUGCAUCCAUCGUUUGGUCGCCAGGAGAAUCGUGAGAUGUUCCAUAGGCCAGGUGCUGGUCUGCACCUGCAGCAGCAGCAACAAUCACAACAGCAACAUCACCAACAGCAACAACAACAACUUAGCAGCAAGAUUGGAGACUAUGGUAUCAACGGUGCAAAGUCUGGCGACGGGUGGCCCAGCGACAACAUUAGUAACAGCGGUGGGAUAUGGAACGAGAGCAACGAACCGCCUCAUCACCACAACAGACGGCAGCAGCCCCAACACAGGCCGCCGCCCGGGUUCGGCCAACCUCCACCACCUCCACAAUUAUCUGGACGGCAACAGAGAGGCAAUCUCUUCGAUAAUCCUGGGAACGGUCCCUUGGGACUGAAUAUGCCACCUGGGCUACACCCACAACAUCACCCACAGCAACAUCAACACCCACAGCAACAGCUGUACGACUCUCGGGCCAAGCCCAUGGGAGGUGUGUGGGGUGCGGAUCCGUCUGGUAUGAAUCAGCAGUACGGCGGCGAUGUGAACGACUCACGUUUUGUCCCCCAACGCCAAUCGCAGCAAGCAUUUGGUAUGCCAUGGGGAGGGUCGUACUUUCCGUCAGACCAGUCGAAUAAGCAGACGGGAAUUGGUGGCAAUGGCGGCUGGCCAGCGUCAGAAGAUCGUCGGAGCGACUUCGAUAUACGAGGUGCCGUGAGAGACGGUUCCUCCCCGGUUCUGCCACCUCCUGGGUUUGAUAAUGUUUCUCCAGGAUACAUGUCGGGUAUAGACAAGUUAAUCGACGAAUAACAGAAGCACUUUGUGCCGAAUAAAAGAAUGAAAAAAAGCUCGA
This is a messenger RNA of Sphaeroforma arctica JP610, 4239 nucleotides long. RefSeq lists its product as hypothetical. The record is from RefSeq and is a predicted model, not a curated record. Gene Ontology annotation, cellular component: CCR4-NOT complex. Gene Ontology annotation, biological process: protein ubiquitination. NCBI's taxonomy places the organism in Eukaryota, Ichthyosporea, Ichthyophonida. The transcript has 10 exons. The coding region runs from base 201 to 4196 and encodes 1331 amino acids. Gene Ontology annotation, molecular function: ubiquitin-protein transferase activity; RNA binding.